AUGCCGGAUACGCAGAUUGUCAUUGAUGACGAGCUUAUGGAUUACGAAUGCUGCGUCGAUUCCCCCAGGAAUCACUACAUGGUCUGUGAUGCUUCGAAGCAUUUCCUUUCGAUUUCUGAUCCAGUUCGACCUGCUGCAGGGAAUCUCUUCCUUACAUCUGGGUCUUCUCGAAUGAUGGCAGGGCCUGUUGAUACUUCGGGGCCUGCCUUGGAUGCCAAACCGGGCGAUGACUUCUGGCCUGAGGAGCCUGACAGCCAGCCUAGGGAGGAGUCACCUUUUUUUGGAGAAUUUCCACCUGACGCCGAAGUGGCUGACACCCAGAUCGACACUCCAGAGAAGUCUCCCCGACCAGCUUUUGUGAGAAAGCGCCGAAAUUGGUGGGAUGAUAUGGCUUCGCCUCCUUUGCCUUCUACACCAGUGCAUUCCCAUGGAGACCGCGCCAGCUAUGCCCCCGAUGACGAGGAGACAAAGACUAUGAAUGAUGGUUUGGAGUCGCAGUCCGUACCCAUGGAUCCCACGCCUGAGGAACCUGUGCACCCAAAGUCCGUACCCAUGGGUCCCAAGCUUGACGUGAGCCCCGAGACCGGCCUCCCAUGGGUGUUACCACAGGUUCCUAUGGAUGACGCUGUGGAGGACCUGGUGCAUGACCCCAAACCUGUUGAAAAUCUUGGCGAUGGUGAGGCUCCCAAGCCGGAUGAUUCCAAGCCGGGGGUUUCCAAGCCCAAGUGCAAAGCGAAGAGCAGCGCCAAGAGCAAGGCAAAGAACAAGGCUUUGAAGCCACCGAAGGUUUUGACAGAGGAGCAAAAGCAGCAGAAACGUUUCAAUAGCCAAAUCUGGCACACCAAGUGGGUCAGCAAAGGAGUUCCAAAGAUCCCCAAGAACCCUACGCCUGCUGAUGCUGGUGCUCCUGGCGCCCGCUCUUCCUCCAGUAGCUCGCCGACUGACUUGACAGGAUCCCUGAGUGCAGCCCGUGACCAAUUCAUCAAAAGUUGGAUUGAAGGCUCCGGCUUACCAAAGUCCAACGAUCGUCGCAAGCGUGCUUUGGAAGCAUGGAUGGCCAGUUCCCGCCGUGCUGAACUUAUGGCUGCACGCUCUGGACGAGAACGCCCCGUGAAGAGAAGCGCUCCGAAUCGCUCCAGGGCGCCGCCUGAGCCCAAUGAGGGGCCAAGGGCCACAAGGAAGUCCUCUCAAGCAACAGGCACCCUCGUUGGCACGGUGUCAUCCGAGGAGGCGCACCCCCGAGGGGAGUCUGCCAUGAAGAUGGACAGUGAGGACGAGAACAAAUCUCGAAAACGCCUCCGCAGGGAGAGAAGGAGAGAUUUUGAGAAGUUUUUGAGAGCAGAGGUUCUCACCGGAGGCGUGCCGCUGCGCAAGGUGGGAAGGUACAUCAUGCAAAACCUUGGGCUGCUGCACACCAAAUUUGGGCAGCUGGUUGACAAGUUGGAGGAAGCCGCUGAGGACACGGUCAGGGCGUCGGGGCCCGCAGCCCCAGACUUGCUGCCCAUUUCGGUGGUAGCAGUUCAGGAGACCACCAUUGCUAGCUGCCCGGAGGUAAAGGAUUGGAUGGCACUUACAUGCCUGUGCCUGAAUUUCUGGUAUUGCACCGGGUGGGAGAGGCCAUCUCAUACCUCGCACCCGAGAGAGUUUACCUCGACCCAGAAAGAAUUUCUGGGAUGUCACUUGGGGCCGGCGAUAGAGAGGAUGCUGGAGGGGGAACCAUUGAUUCCAGCAUACGAUCAACUAGAGCAGGUCCUUUCAAUGAAAGGGCAAGACUAUGAAGGAAACACGUGGGUUGUUAUGGAACAACUCGAAGCGACGAAGGUCACCCGGUGCUGGCCGGAGGAAGGAAAGGCUGCUGUUCAACCAUUGGAACGGUUUCUUCAAGGGUGGACCAAGGAGCUAGUGGAGAUGCCCAGGAUGACGAUUUUGCCGUAUGAGGAGUGGCCUGAGGAGAUCCCCCAGUCCUACGUGAGAGCUUCAACGUCGGAGUGGGAGCUCAUUGUAGCCGAGGGGUUCAAGAGAGGGCUCUUCCAGCAUUGCCCGGAGGAUGAAGUGCUUGUGGGGCCAGCUGGUGAAAAGAUCCUUAACGGCGCAGGGGCAGUGCCGAAGGAGAAACAUGGAGAGGUGCUGCAGCGCUUUAUAUCUAUCUUUUGCCCGCUGAAUGCGGUGUCAAGGAAGAUUGAAGGCGAGGAAGGGAGCCUGCCGUACGUGGGGCAGGUUUCGCUGAUCAAUGUGCCCCAGGAGGCCUCUAUCCUGAUUGACUCCGAAGAUUUGGAGAGCGCCUUCAACCUCUUUGAGAUGCCGCUCGGAUGGCGGGGUCUCUUUUGUUAUGAGAAAAAGGUCAGAGGCGAAGUACUCGGCCUUCAGACACAAGAGGAAGUGUAUGUGGCCCUGCGCACAGUCCCGAUGGGCUGGAUUUCGGCGGUGGGCGUUGUGCAAGCGGCCAUUCGCCAUUUGGCCUUUGAAGUGGCCAAGUUGCCCCCGGAAGGGGAGUUGCAAAAAGGAAAACCGAUCCCGGAAGGCGACAAAUUCCUAUUAUAUUUGGACUCGGUGGACCAGCUGAGGGUGGUUGACCGAACCUGCCGUGCGGUCCUGGAAGGGACACCCUCAGAGGAGCACGAGCGUUUUGAGGCGGCCUGCAACCAGAUGGGGCUGCCGCGAAACCAUGGGAAGGCCUUAGCAGGGGCCUUGCGUGGAAGCAUCCAGGGUGGAGAGCUUCGCGGAGACGAAGGCAUCUUCAUGCUCCACCCAAAGAAGAUGCACCAGAAUGUGGCCUUAUGUCUAGCGCUGCUGGCCACACAAUCCUGGGAUCAGCGGAGGACGUCAGGCAUCAUUGGUUUUGCUGGCGCCUUCCGCCGGCCGUUGCUGGCCUGUCUGUCGGAGGUCUUCCAUCACUUUGGACAGGGGGAGGAGAAAACCCCAUCUGAUGGAGCCUAUGAUGAAAUCAUGGGAAUGGUUGGUUUGCUUCCACUAGCCUUUACCAACCUGAAGGCCAAGGUGGACCCGGUUCUGCACGCCACCGAUGCUUCACCAACGGGAGCUGGCAGUUGCACAGCAAAACAAAUCAAAAGGAAGCCAGGCGUGGCCAACUCAGCGGACCUGACCUGCGGUGAGUGUGGCCGAGACAUCACCGAGAUGAUGGCCACAGCUGAGGAGAUUGACUGCCCCAAGAAAUGUGGCGGUCACUUCUGUGGAUUGAAAUGCUACCUGAAGCAUCGCAGUGGGUGCCCAAUGAAGAGACUUGGGGUGCCGUGCUUCAGCGAGCGGUGGAGCGGGCCUGGAGCCCCCCUCACGGUGGCAAUGUUGAGGAGAGGAUUUGAUGUCUUGCCCCCUUAUGAUGUGCAAAGGGGAGAACACAUGGACUAUUUCACUGAGCGUGGAAAAGAGACGUGGAGGCAACUGGAUGAGGACGAUCCGGAUUAUGAGCACCACGCUCCGGACUACAAGACCUUCUCAAGAGCCAGAGGAAGGCCCUUCUACAUUGACGGCAAGAGGUACGAGGGACCUCGAGCAUUGAGAGAUGAUUCGAAUGUGAUGGGCUUCCGCAACCUGAAAGGAGCUGAAGCUGUGAAGGUCAGGCAGGGAAAUAAGAUGGCCUUGCAAUCAAUCAAGCGCUGCGAGGACCUGCAUGACCACCAGAAGUUCUUCAGUCUGGAGCACCCGUACGGAAGCUUCAUCUGGAAUUUGAACAAAAUGAAAGAAUUGGCAGAGCGCGCAGGAGUCCACCUCACAGUAUUCAGCAACUGCUGUUUUGGUGGGGCGCGAGAGAAGUGGACGUGUAUCAUCACCAACAACCGAGGAAUCCAUGAGGCGCUAGAGCGUAGGGAGUGCCCCCACUUGGUGGUCGGUUUUUAG
This is a messenger RNA of Cladocopium goreaui, 3855 nucleotides long. NCBI's taxonomy places the organism in Eukaryota, Dinophyceae, Suessiales, Symbiodiniaceae. The record is from the annotation of a GenBank genome assembly.